Molecule: messenger RNA, 1071 nt
Organism: Acipenser ruthenus (sterlet)
Lineage: Eukaryota; Metazoa; Chordata; Actinopteri; Acipenseriformes; Acipenseridae
Product: maleylacetoacetate isomerase-like
Exons: 9
Coding region: 429-911 (160 amino acids)
Biological process (GO): glutathione metabolic process; L-phenylalanine catabolic process
Cellular component (GO): cytoplasm; mitochondrion
Molecular function (GO): maleylacetoacetate isomerase activity; glutathione transferase activity
Source: RefSeq, a predicted model, not a curated record
UAUCAUCACGGGAAAGCUGCAAACUGUGCAAAUGUACAGUGUUAAUGAAUACUAUUAACAUACUACUAGAAUGGGCCAGGUAAUCAAGUGGCGGUCAAAAUAUAUAUUGUUGAGUGUGUUGUUAUGAGGGGGGCAUCGGCGCAAGAGGGCAAAGUGUGUUCAGUCGAAAAAAAUAAAGAUGUAUAUUUUACCGUAAAUUACAUAAUUUCUGACAGACUCUCCUCUCAGUCACGUGGGAGAGGGGAGGAUUUUUGGGGACGUAUCUGAUUGGUUGCAAACCUGUUCUGUAUAGUUAUUUCAGGAGCUCCUGUUCCUGGCGAGUUCGAAUCGCUUUUGCACUGAAGGGUAUAGAAUAUGAGCAAGAAGCAGUUAAUCUUAUAAAGGACGGAGGGCAACAGCAAUCAGAGAAGUACAAGGCAUUGAACCCUAUGCAACAGGUGCCAGCACUCUGCAUCGAUGGAAUCACAAUCUCCCAGUCGCUGGCGAUAAUUCAGUAUCUUGAAGACACCAGACCCGGCCCACAUCUUCUACCUCAGGACCCGAAGAUGAGAGCCCAGGUGCGGAUGAUUUGUGAUCACAUCGCCUCUGGUAUUCAGCCACUACAGAACCUCUCUGUAUUACAAAAAAUAGGUGCGGAAAAGGUGGAGUGGGCACAACAUUUCAUUGUCCGCGGAUUUCAAGCUCUUGAGGUCAUCCUUCUGCAGACAGCGGGGCGGUACUGUGUUGGUGAUGAGAUUUCAAUGGCAGACAUUUGUUUGGUUCCACAGGUUUAUAACGCUGAGAGGUUUAAGGUUGACCUGACACCUUUCCCAACUAUAAAGAGAUUAAACGAGACCCUGAUCGUGAUGGAAGCGUUUCAAGCAAGUCACCCCUCACGCCAGCCUGACACCCCAGCAGACCUUCAAGUGUGAGAGCAACACAAACCAGCCACGAACGCUUCAGAUGCACCAGCGCAACAAGCACACUUUAUUGUUCAAGAUGAUAAGAUUACAUUAUGAUCUCUUAGACAAGGGGGGGGAGAGAUUUUCUGUUUCAUCAUAUACCAUGGUUAAUAAAGUAAUGUGAAAAUGA